AUGGCUAAUCUAACUCUCAAAGAGAUGGUUGCACCAACCGUUGACCAACAACCUUUAUGCAUUCGAUACAAUGAUACAAUAGGGGGAGCUUUUGAGCUUAAAUCUGGGAUGAUUCAUCUUCUACCAAUUUUCAGAGGUUUAGCAGGAGAGGAUCCAAACAAGCACCUCAAGGAGUUCCAUGUGGCGUGCUCGAGUAUGAAACCAAAUGGAACAAUGGAGGAACAAGUGAAGUUAAGGGUGUUUCCAUUUUCUUUAGCAGAUAGUGCUAAGGAAUGGCUUUAUUACCUACCAUCCGGGACCAUAACUACUUGGAAUGAGAUGAAGAGGUUGUUCUUGGAGAAGUAUUUUCCAGCAUCUCGAGCCACACUCAUUAGGAAAGAAAUUUGUGGGAUUUGGCAAUACAAUGGGGAAAACUUAUAUGAAUAUUGGGAAAAGUUUAAGAAAUUGUGUGCUAGCCGUCCGCAUCAUCAAAUAAGUGAGCAAUUACUUCUCCAAUAUUUUUAUGAGGGAUUGAUGCCAAUGGAGAGGAGCAUGAUAGAUGCAGCAAGUGGAGGAGCAUGUGAUAAAACUCCUACAGAAGCAAGGAACUUAAUUGCAACCAUGGCGGCAAACUCUCAACAAUUUGGUACUCGAUUCGAUCCACCACCAAGGAAGGUAAAUGAAGUGGGGAUAUCCAAUAAUCUUGAACAAAAAUUGAAUAAUUUGACUGCACUUGUGCAACAAAUUGCAAUUGGACAAGUGAAGACUUGUGGAAUUUGCUCCAAUCAAGAGAAUCUCAAGUUCCAACAAGAAACAAAAAUGUCAAUCAAGAAUUUGGAAAGCCAAGUUAGUCAAUUGGCUAGUAUUCUUGGAAGAUUAGAUGCGCAUGGGUCUGGAAAGCUUCCUUCCCAACCUUUGGUUAACCCUAGGGAGAAUGCUAGUGCCAUUACUUUGAGAAGUGAAAAUUUGCCAACCGAUUCUUCUAAUGCAAAACAUCCACCUAAGGUACAAUCUAAAGUUCCUAUUAAUACUUACAAACCUCCUUUGCCUUUUCCUAGCAGGUUUGCCACAUCAAAGAAGGAGGAACAUGAACAAGAAAUUUUGGACACUUUUAGAAAAGUACAUGUCAACAUUCCUUUGUUGGAUGCAAUAAAGCAAGUGCCGCGUUAUGCGAAAUUUCUUAAGGAAUUGUGCACCAACAAGAGAAAACUGAAGGGAAACGAGGUGGUGAGCGUGGGAGAAAAUGUCAGUGGUUUGCAAAGGAAGCUUCCAACAAAGUGCAAAGAUCCGGGUAGUUUCACCAUACCAUGCGUCAUAGGCAACACAAGGUUUGAGAAAGCAAUGUUGGACUUAGGUGCUUCUAUUAAUGUCCUGCCUUACUCAAUUUUUGAUUUAAAUCUUGGUACUCUUAAAGAGACCGGCGUAGUUAUUCAACUCGCUGAUCGAUCUAAUGCCUAUCCAAAGAGAGUUGUGGAAGAUGUUUUGGUGUAGGUAAACGAGCUUGUUUUUCCAGUGGAUUUCUACGUGCUUGACAUGAAAGAUGAAACAACUGUGAAAACCACGCCAUAGCUUUUGGGGAGACCAUUCAUGAAAAUAGCCCGUAUGAAAAUAGAUAUGCAUAAUGGGACAUUAACAAUGGAGUUUGAUAGGGAAGGCAUUCAAUUUAACAUCUUUGACACAAUGAGGUAUCCUAAUGAUGACAAUGAUUGCUUUUCCAUUGAUUUACUUGAUUCUUUAACGCAGCAAAUGUUCGAGCUUAAGGGUAAAGAUCCAUUGGAAGUGGCAAUAUGGAAUGGGUUAUCAACCGAGGAACCUCAAAGUUUUAAUGAAGAUGUAGAGUUGGGAGAAGAGCUAAAUGAAACUAUAGCAAUGUUGGAUGAGCUUCCAAAGAAAAAUCCAAGGUAUGAAAUCUCCUAUAUUUCUCUUCCCAUAUCUAAUGAGAAACUUUUACCUUCCAUUAUGCAAGCCCCUACCUUGGAGCUUAAGCCUUUACCAAGUCAUCUCAAGUAUUUAUACUUGGGAGAAGGAGACACAUUGCACGUGAUUGUAGCGGCCAACCUUUCAAAGGUGCAAGAAGAGAAACUUGUUCGUGUGUUGAGAGAGUACAAAACGGCAAUUGGUUGGACAAUUACUGACAUUAAAGGAAUAAGUCCUUCCAUGUGCAUGCACCGCAUAUUAUUAGAGGAAGGAUCGAAGCCUACAAGAGAAGCGUAAAGACGAAUGAAUCCACCAAUGAUGGAAGUAAAAUCUGGAAUAACUGUGGUAAAGAAUGAAGAUAAUGACUUAGUUCCCACUCGCAUUCAAACGGGAUGGCGCAAGCUCAAUGCCAUAACGCACAAAGAUCAUUUUCCUCUUCCAUUUAUAGAUCAAAUGCUUGAACGUUUAGCGGGCCAUUCUCACUAUUGUUUUCUUGAUGGAUUUUCAGGUUAUAAUCAAAUUGUGAUUGCACCGGAAGAUCAAGAGAAGACGACGUUUACAUGCCCUUUGGGCACUUUUGCUUAUCGACGCAUGCCAUUUGACCUUUGUAAUGUACCAGCCACCUUUCAAAGGUGCAUGGUAAGUAUUUUCUCCGAUUACAUAGAGAACAUUAUAGAGCUGUUUAUGGAUGAUUUUAGUGUCUAUGGGAACUCAUUUGAUAAUUGUUUGGGUAAUUUGGCAUUAGUUUUUAAAAGAUGCAUAGAAACGAAUCUCGUUUUAAAUUGGGAAAAAUGUCAUUUUAUGGUAAAUCAAGGGAUAGUUUUAGGGCAUAUUAUCUCAUCUAGGGGGAUUGAAGUUGAUAAAGCUAAAAUAGAUCUUGUACAUUCCUUACCAGCUCCCACUUGUGUGAGAGAGGUACGUUCUUUUCUUGGACAUGCAGGAUUUUAUAGGAGAUUUAUCAAGGAUUUCUCCAAGAUCGCAAGGCCCUUAUGCUGUUUGUUACAAAAAGAGGUAGCGUUUGAGUUCAAUGAAGAGUGUAUAAAGGCGUUUAAGAAAUUAAAAGAACUCCUAACCACAGCCCGAAUUAUUCAGCCACCCAAUUGGAGUCUUCCAUUCGAGUUGAUGUGCGACACAAGCAAUUAUGCCAUUGGAGCCGUGUUAGGACAACGAGUUGGAAAGUUACCACACGCCAUUUAUUAUGCUUCAAGAACAUUGAAUGACACUCAACUUAACUACUCCAUAAUUGAGAAAGAACUUUUGGCCGUUAUUUUUGCAUUAGAAAAGUUUCGUUCUUAUCUAAUUGGCACUAAAGUUACUGUUUUUUCUAACCAUGCAGCUCUUAGGUAUUUGCUUAUGAAUAAGGAGGCUAAACCAAGGCUUAUAAGGUGGAUUCUAUUGCCAGAGUUUAACCUAACAAUUAAAGACAAAAGAGGGAGCGAGAAUGUUGUAGCAGACCAUUUAAGUAAGUUGAUAAAUCGAGAAGAUGCUCUUCCAUUGAAAGAUGAUUUUCCAGAUGAACAAUUACUUGCGAUGACAUCCUCGAGACCAUGGUAUGCAGAUAUAGUAAAUUACAUAGUGACCAAGAGAACCCCACCCAACAUGUCACAUGGUAGCAAGGACAAACUGAAGAAGAUCGCCAAACAAAACGUGUGGGAUGAUCCAUAUCUUUGGAAAUAUUGCCCCAACCAAAUCAUAAGAAGGACAGCAUAUAAGACACCAAUUAGAAUGUCCCCAUUCCGAAUGGUUUAUGGUAAACCAUGUCACCUUCCCGUUGAAUUAGAGCAUAGAGCCUAUUGGGCAAUUAAGCAAUGCAAUAUGAAACUAGACGCAACGGGAGAACAACGGAAAUUGCAAUUGAAUGAACUUGAGGAGAAACGGAAUGAAGCUUAUGAAAGUUCAUGCAUUUACAAGGACAAAACAAAGGCCUUCCAUGAUAGAAUGAUCCAGCGAAAGCAUUUUGAAGCUGGACAAAAAGUUCUUCUAUUCCAUUCACAUCUUAAACUUUUUCCUGGUAAGUUAAGUUCCCGUUGGGUUGGUCCUUUUGUGAUUACUAAUGUUUUUCCCAAUGGUGCAGUGGAAAUUAAGAGAAUGAAGACCGGGAAAGAUUUCAAGGUCAAUGGCCAUCGUCUAAAGCCAUACUAA
This is a messenger RNA of Pistacia vera, 4038 nucleotides long. RefSeq lists its product as uncharacterized. NCBI's taxonomy places the organism in Eukaryota, Viridiplantae, Streptophyta, Magnoliopsida, Sapindales, Anacardiaceae. The record is from RefSeq and is a predicted model, not a curated record.